AUUGGAUUGAGAGGUACUACGUCGUGGAUUAUUUACCAAAUUUGAAAUCUAAGUUAGGAGCGUACUGGAUAACGCUCUUAAAUAAUUAUUACACACAACAGGUUAGGACCUGGCAGAGAAACAAACCGAAUAAACUGGUUGAGUUACAAGAUGUAGGCCAAAUAUUUGGUAAAGCCUAUGUCAGAGCAGCAACCCUCUCCAAUGCUGAAAGUGGUUUCAAGACAAUUGGCAUUUUUCCUUAUGAUAAUACCAAAUUUGCGGACAUUGAUCUUACACCUUCACGAUUAACAGAACGACAAAAUACCUUUGACCCAACCCCAGAUGAUGUUUCAACAACAACAUUAUCUCUUCAACCAAAGGCGAUUAACUGUGAACCCGAGACUCCUUCUACCUUCAAGGAUUCAAAUGCCUCAAAAAAAUGUGGACCCUUAUUUAGAAAAUCCAACAAGUGUUAAAGACAAGCAUACAACCACGACGAGUGCUACUAAUUUAACAAUUUCAUUUUAUGCCGCAAGCAAAGCUUUACAAAAAACACCACCUUUAAAGGAAAUCAUGUCUCCAAGUGAUAUUCUUCCGUUGCCUAUAGUAGUGCCUAAAAAUUUGAAAAAAGCCGGGAAACGUAGACGUGGUGAAACUGCGAUUAUCACAUCAUCCCCAUACCUACUAGAGCUAAAAGAGAACUUGGAUAAACCAACUUCAAAAGCAGUAAAAAGUGUUAAACGAAAGUUGUGUGAAGAUCAUAAUGCUAAGAAUAGACCCAAAAAAUUAAGAAAGUCUAGGAAAAUAUCCACAGAUUCGGAGAGUUCUACGGAAGAGCCCACAAACUACUAUCAGGAUUCUGACUUUGAAGAAUCCAAGUUCCUAUAUGCCAAAGACAUAACGACGUUAAACAAAGAGAAAGAAAAUGAAUUUACUUUGAUACACAAGGAUAUUGAUCCAGAAAAUUUUGUAUUGGUAACCCUAACAGAAAUCACAAAGGGAAAAUAAAUUUGUUGGAAAAAUUAAAGGGCAGUGUUUAAAAAAAAUUAAUGGUGAAGUUGCUUAUGAUAUAAUCUAUAUGCGAAACUAUCGUAAUCAUUAUGACUCAUUUGUCUUUCCAGAUUUACCUGAUGAGAGUAUCAUAUUAGAAAGUGACAUUUUAGGCGUUCUGACAAAUUUUCAUUCUUUUCGACAUGGGAUAAUUAAAUUUU
Messenger RNA from Psylliodes chrysocephalus, 1190 nucleotides. Lineage: Eukaryota; Metazoa; Arthropoda; Insecta; Coleoptera; Chrysomelidae. The record is from the annotation of a GenBank genome assembly.